AUGGUCUUCGGCAUUGCGGGGAUUACCUGGCAGUUAUUCGGGCCGGCAUCUUCGUCCACAAAUCAAGAUACGAAGCCAAAUAGCACCAAUCAAGAGAUUGAGAAAAAUGGUUCCAAGAAGGGACGCGAAGGGACUUCUGGUGGGAGUAAUGUGAAUGCGGAUGCCUGUCGUUUGGUAAUGGUCGCUCUAGGAUGUGACAUUUUAUUUCCUGGACAAGCGCUAGGUGGAUUGAUGUUAGUGACUUGA
Paracoccidioides brasiliensis Pb18 is the source of this 246-nucleotide messenger RNA. RefSeq lists its product as uncharacterized. The transcript has a single exon. Bases 1 to 246 code for a protein of 81 amino acids. The record is from RefSeq and is a predicted model, not a curated record.